Molecule: messenger RNA, 816 nt
Organism: Triplophysa dalaica
Lineage: Eukaryota; Metazoa; Chordata; Actinopteri; Cypriniformes; Nemacheilidae
Gene: ccl19b
Product: chemokine (C-C motif) ligand 19b
Exons: 4
Coding region: 85-417 (110 amino acids)
Biological process (GO): cellular response to interleukin-1; lymphocyte chemotaxis; cellular response to type II interferon
Cellular component (GO): extracellular region
Molecular function (GO): chemokine activity; CCR chemokine receptor binding
Source: RefSeq, a predicted model, not a curated record
ACGUAUAAAUGGCAACAUCGGCACCGGGCAGGGCUCAUAUCUGCUGAACACAAGUGAGAUAACACAUAGCAAAGGACAAGAAUUAUGUUCUCCAACUCGUUGACAUUGUGGGCAGGCAUUGUGCUUAUUCUGAGCAUCACAUUAUGGAGCAGCACAACAGCUCAAAGUGAUGUGGCAGCAGAUUGCUGUUUAACCACCAGCGACCGACGGAUCCCGAAAAGGGUUGUGACGUCUUUUACCAUUCAGACUGGAGAUGGACCAUGCAAAAUUCCUGCCACUGUGGUUGUCACAAAAAGGGGCUUUAAACUCUGUGCACCCUUUCCAAGCGAGAGUUCAUGGGUCACUGAACUGAUUGAUAAUAUAAUAUCUGGACCGAAGCCCAAAAAACAAAAAGGAAAGAAACAUAGAAAACAGUAAACAGUUUCAUCACAGAUUAUGGAGAUUCAACCUGAUGUCACACUACAAAAUGAUUACACAUUUACUAUAGUACUGAACUGAUCCUGACGUAGAUGCUUAUAGUUCUCAGCCGUCGUUGUAAAUGUAGUGUGAGUACAUGUGCACUUUGGUCAAAGUGUGAAUUUGAUAGGAAUUAGCAUUUCAAGAUACAAGUUAUUGCUGAGAUGUGAACCCCUUCACAUGAUCCACUGUAUAUGAAGAGAUAUUGAUCAUUUGUUGUUUAUUUUGUCUAUAUGCAAAUUUUUAGUUCGUAUUAAGCUACUGUUUUUCUGAGCCAGUAAAUGAGAUGUUAUUUUUUUCUGUUUUUUUUUUAAACUAUUUUUGGAAAUAAAUAAAAUAUCAUACAUGUUAAAUAUGAAA